Drosophila mauritiana is the source of this 5672-nucleotide messenger RNA. RefSeq lists its product as uncharacterized. The transcript is spliced from 13 exons. The record is from RefSeq and is a predicted model, not a curated record. Bases 478 to 4554 code for a protein of 1358 amino acids. NCBI's taxonomy places the organism in Eukaryota, Metazoa, Arthropoda, Insecta, Diptera, Drosophilidae. Gene Ontology annotation, biological process: G protein-coupled receptor signaling pathway. Gene Ontology annotation, molecular function: G protein-coupled receptor activity. Gene Ontology annotation, cellular component: membrane.
GCGUGGUUGUGCAUCCAUCGUGGGGUCCCAGGAGGAACUUUAAGAACUAUUCAGAUUCCAGCGAGUCAAGAUCGCGUGUUUGGUGAAGUGAUCCGAAUAGUUUAAGACAAGUCUGCGACAAUGGCAGCGAUAGUUUUGUGACCAAAAAAAAAAGUGAGAGCUGAAAUCCAAUCAAUUAAAACUAAGCUAAGCAAAAACCUAACGCGGAGUAACCUUUUAAAGCGUUUUCCCGAAAAGGCGGGCACAAGAAGAGCGAGUGGGUGGAGCGGUGAAAUGGGCGGUGGCGCCCUGACCAUCCGCCCAAAUCAGCGGCGGGGCACGGUGCGGAUGCGUGAUGUACUCGUCCUGGCCUUUGACAACUGAAAUCGAUAACCGCAACACACAAAGUGCUGAUCAGCCAAUCAAGGCGAGCAACUAAGCGAUAUAGGGGUGCACUCAAAGCGUCCCGAAAAAAGAACUAGAGCCCCGAGCCCCAGGAUGCGGAUGUGGGUGCGGAUGCCACAGGCUGUGCAGCUGCUGUUUGCGAUGGGCUUGUGGGCGAUGCAAGGUCACGCGCAGUUGGAUUCAGAGCCAGAGGCAGUGGGAGCAGCAGGAGCUGCAGGAGGAGCUGGAGCAGCCGGAGCAGCGGGACCUGGAUCCCCAGCGCCACGGAACCGCAUCAAGGCGGAAGCGGAUGCCCUGAUGACGGGCGACAGCUUCAACAUUCGCCACGGGCGCUCUCGGUCGCAUUUCCUUCAUGGCAGCACAAACAGUAGCAGUGGCGGCAUUGGGAGUGGCGGUGGGACCACCCGCCUCCUCCUGAUCCCGCCCACACAGCUGCCGGGUGUUGGUGGGACCUCGCCGGCUCCCGUCACGCACAAAAUCCGCAAAUUGCACAAGAAGAAAAUCAACGAGAGCAUACGCAAAAGUGUGGACAAAAGUCUGGGCCUCCGCCAUACGCCGAAGAACCACCGCAGUUUGGCCGAGGCCGAGCACCUGCAGGGUCGUCCUGCCAGCGAGGACGCCGAGGACACGGCUCUCAGCGAGGUCAUGCAGCUAGCGGAUGAGAUUGAGCUAGAGAGCUCAUUCGUGACGGCGGCCCCAACAGGUGAUCCGGAUAUAGGUGUCAAACAGGCUCGCCAAUUUGUGCGUGAUGAGGCCAAUUACCAGGAAGACGAUGAUGAUACUAUCGACGACGACGAGGAGCUCGAUGAGGAGGAGGAGGAGGCUCCAGUGUCCACCACCAUCAAGCCCAAAAUCGCCAGUACCCGCCUGCUGCCGGUGAAUGGCACUUGGCAGCGAAUGGGCACCAUAACGCGGGACUCCCCCUCGGAAUCGGAUUACGACACUAAUGCCCUGGACAACGCGGAGGAGGAGGAAGAGGGUCAGCCAUUUGGCAAGCUGCUGCCGCUCAACGAAAGCCUCGCCACCACCGAGUGGAUGGACGAUGGGGCUCAGCGGGAACCGGAGGCGGAGGCCAGAUCCCAGGCGGCCAGCAUGGAGGUCAAGCAGAUCAGCUUUGACAGCGAUGGCGACACCGACUCCGAGGCGGGACUGGACACCUCCGAGGUCACCAUGGACGACGGCUAUCCGCCGGAUGCGCAAGUCGAUGACAAGACCAAGCAGCUGGUCAUUGGCGAUGUGGAGGAGGACUCGGGCGACAACAUGGAGUCCAAUCAGUUUACCGCCGACGUUAUCAACGCCCGGGACAGCAAGAUCGAUCUGGUGUCCAAGUUCCUGCAGUACAUCGAGCAGCAGCACCUGAUGGGCUCCAACUGCGUGGCUGGCACUUCACUGAAUCUGGGCGAGGGCGUGGUCGACCGGUAUGCCCAGGACAGGUUCCGGGUGGAGGCCGAGGUGGCCGUCAAUCGCGCCAAUAUGCUGACCAGGAUCUUCAAGACCACCGGCCGCUCCGUGCAAGAGGAUGUCAACCUGCUGCACGCCUCCGUGCUGUCCAUGGUGGAGUUCGACGAUGAUAUAUUCGCGGCCGGAAAUUGCUUCGACUGGAACGAGCACCCCGCGCAGCCGGGCCUCUUCUGCCCGUUCGCCUACCGGCUGCCGCCUCCGAAUCUGGGAGCGGUGUUCGCCAAGGAUCUGGCCAUGGAGUACCACUAUCUGGGCAACACCUCCGAGUGGUUCUUCCUGGCGCGCAAGAAUGCCGAGAAGGUGAUAGCCCGCAACGAGCAGUAUCUCAAGUCCUUUCAUCUCUACUCGAACCGCACGGAGGAGCGCAUCGAGGACGACACGCUGGCUGUGAAAUACGAGGACGGCAGAUGGUCAAAGCCGUACUACGACUGCGGCGGUGGCAACAUUUGGAUGCUUACCUACACGGUGCCGUUCUUCGGGUACGAGAACGGCACAUAUCACUUCAAGGGCACAUCUGGCAUCGACAUCGACUUGCGCCGCGUGGACAUCGACCAGUGUCCGCAGCGCCACACGCCGGGCACCAAGCGACCGCUGAACAUCUUCGCCGGCACGGACAAGUGCAAGCAGCGCACCACCAUGUGCGAGGCCAUCAUGGGAUUGGGCUUCCGGCGCGGCUCCUACAAAUGUCUGUGCCGCAAGGGAUUCUACUUCCCGGACAUCGUCUCGCAGCACAAGUUCUUCAACGGCAGCCUCCUGGAGGAGGAGUACGAGAAGCUGAUGCUGGUGGUGAGGGCCGCCAGUCCGGCUUUGUUGCGGGUCAUCGCCUUGGGAGCAUUCUUCAUCUACUGCACGAACAUUGUGAUGUAUCCGAAUCCAAACCUGUACACCUGCACGGCGCGCAUUUGGCUGCGUGAGAUUGGCUUCUCCCUGACCUACGGAGCUCUGAUGCUGAAGACCUGGCGGAUAUCGGUGAUUUUCCGCGUUCGAUCUGCGAAGGCUGUGAAGAUCACGGAUGCCGCCCUGCUCAAGAGACUGGGCAUCAUCUGCGGAGCCAUCGGAACCUGCCUGCUGGUCAGGACACUCGUCUCCCCGCCGGACGUGGUGGUGGGACGCACCGCCGACGACCUGAAGGCGUUUCUCUGCAAGACCAACUGGUGGGACUACACGUUCACCUCGAUGGAGGUCCUGUUCCUGGCCUGGGGCGUCCGCCUGUGCAUCAUGGUGCGGAAGGCGCCGUCGGAGUUCAACGAGAGCCGCUUCAUCUCGAUGGCCAUCUACAAUGAGUUCCUGCUCACCUGCUUCCUCAACGUGUCCAUGCUCUUCCUGCAGUCGCCUGCCAAUCCGGACUUGCUGUACAUCAUCUUCUUCUGCCACACCCAGCUGACGGUGACCCUGCUCCUGGCCCUCAUCUUCGGCAGCAAGGUGUACAUCGUGCUGCGCAGCGGCAAGUCGCAUCAGGAGAACAUCGGCAUGGGCACCAAGGCGUCGGGGGCCAAAUUCAAUUUUCGUCCCCAGGUGCGCACCUUCGCCAAUCCCAGUUCGGUGACCACCUCCACGGUCCCGGUGGCAGCAGAAACCAAGCUGUCCGACCAGGAGGCGCUGGAGGAGAUCCGCCAGCUGAGCAUGCAGCUGCAGCGCAUCCAGGAGAUGGCUCCGCCCAAGGGCGUGGCGGUGAUGACGAUCUCCAGCCUGCUGGACGGCCUGAAGACUCCCGGUGGCCUGAUGGUGGUGGCGGCGGCGGCGGGCGCCACAGCCCAAGGCCACUCGGCCGCCAACCGCCAGAGCGCACUGCCCCUGCUCGCCCUGAACGUCGAGAUGCAGAAGUACAGCCAGCAGAACAACAACUCCAACGGGGGGCGGGGGAGUGGCCGGGCCUCCAUUCCCACCAUGGUGCUGGAAACGCCGCCCAGCUCGACGCCCCCGUCGGCGGCGUACGAGGAGCGGGCCGUGAACACGGAGCUCAGCGGCGACGACUUCCGGGAGCAGCUGCUGCGGCGGACGGCCGAUGGCCACAUCAUCUGCAGUCGCUGCCUGGACGCGUCCAAGGAGCACUACUACUGCUGUCCGCCGCGCAGCGCCUGCGACCAUCUCGGCUCGCCGAAGGAGGAGGGCAGCCUGAACUUCGCCAACAUCAAGCUGGAGUGCAUGUGCUCCCAGUCGGAGGACCUUGACCAGGACGUGGGCCAGCGCCAGCGUCGGCCCACGGUGCGAACGGCGGCCACCAAUACGCCGCCGACCAGCUGCAAGCGGGCUCCACGCAACCUGCUGGAGGCCGAGCUCAGCAUUUCGUAUCAAAUUUGUGAUAACUGUAGAAGUAAGUACAAGCUAACGGGCCGCCGACGCAGCGGCAGCUACUCCCAGGCCCAGGAGAAUCCCCAGCUGGGCCAGCAGCCGGCUGGCCAACUGCCCAUCCAAUCCCGCAGCACCGAGCUCCUGGACCGCACCACCGCCGCCGAGGUCGAGACCGAGGCCGAGGCGAGGACCAAGGCGGCCCACUCCACGGACGACAUAGUCCUGUACUCCAGUGCACCCGAGGAGCUGGCCGCCCAGCUGGCCGAGCCCGUGGCGGCUCCCUCCCUGGGCAAUGUGUCCAACAACUCGAACAACUCGACCAGCGGCAGUGGAGGCACCACUCGACCCAAGCGGCCAGACAAGUUGGUCUUGGACCUCAACGAUCGGUCCAAGUACACCAAAGAGGUUUCCGUGUAGAGCGAAUGAAUCUUGGCCAGCAAUGCAGAGCUGUUCGGCGAAGGUGCGUGAUUUCCCAUUUGAAUUCUGUUCUAGAUUUAUAUGAGAUGUUGGAGGGUCAUGGUUUUGGAAGUCACUUCGCCAUUGCAACCCGAAAUAAUGAAAUUGUUGGAGGAAAUGUUGGUGGAAAUGCAAUUGCCGAACAGAUUUUGCAUUGGCUGGCGGCAAUCGAAAUUGUUUUAUGCUUAGGCCAGUUGAAUUAUCAAAGACUUUACUAAAUUAUAUUUGUACAACUAACUAGAUAACUGAUUGAUUUAGCUAAAUGUAGGCAUAAGUCGGAGUGGAAAACACGCGAUUUCAGCGAAAGCGAAGGCGUUUGCGAUUUGCAUUGCUAGGCAAAAUGAUUUGCAACUGUAAUGAGCCCCGAAUGUUGUGAAUUUAUUGAAUUUGGCACGCACCGCAGACGCGAAAGUCAAAAAUGCAGUUCGCUGAAAGUCAUGUGCUUUCGUUAGAAUAUUAAUAAAUUUUACAUUUCAUGUGUGUAGAUAAUUAAAUCUAAAUUGCUUACUAAUUGAAAAUCGCAGCGAGUCAUUUCCAAUGGAAAUGGUUUGCGCACUCAUAAUGCAUUUGCUGUUAUAUUUACUAUAUUAAGCCAUGUUUAAGUGCCGAUCUGAUCUAUUCAAAAUGGGAGCCCAACCACAUGCACACCCUGUUCAUUGCAUAAUGGCCACUCUGUAAUAUAGGUAAUCAUAAAUUAAAUAAAAUGUGUUGAUGUGAGCUGUACCAUACACAUAUCUCCUCCAAACUCCAAACUCACACAACACGCUCACACCUUCCAACUAAUAUAGUGAGUAAACAAUUGUAGCUACAAUUAAGCAUUAACUAGAUGUCCCACACCUAGCUACACUAUUAUCAAUACUUCAUUAUCAAUAAAUACCCUUUGCCGAACCGAAAUCCCCUCUGCAUCACGGAUCGAAAUGACAUUUGCGAAAUCUGCGUUGUCGCUUGAAAAGGCCCGAACAACAAUUGCGUGUACUAUAUUUACGUACUGUAGUUAAGCGUUGAUGUUAUUGAGUUGGAAAAUAUGUGCAUUAAAUGCGUUUGUUUAAAGCAAUCCAAUAAAUGGCGACUCCACUGAA